AUGUUACCAUCUUCGCCUCCAACAGAAGGUUCUACUUUUUUUAAUAACCAGACAAUCCAUGGUGCAACAUAUAAUGGCCAUAAUAUUAAUGAUCGUGAAACUGGAAGUUCUUUAGCAAAUGGAGCAUUGCAUGAAGAAAAUACUUCAUCUUUCACUGCUGCAUCAAAUGCAGACAACACCGUGUUAUCUGAGUCAUCUUCAAUUGAAGCACGGAUUGUAUCUGCAGAUGUUGCAGUGAAAGAGAUCCAAGCUGAUAAAAAAGAAGCACGUCAUGUCAUUGCUACAUAUGGUAUUAAUCCUGAUGCAUUGCUACAUAUGGUCGAACGUUGGACACAAACAAUGCUCGAAGAAUUCAAGUCAGCUAAAUACCAUUUCAAACAUCCUCUACGACAAAAAUGGGAGAAGCAGGAAUUUAAAAUGAAUGCUGAAACUAUCAAUCGCAAGAGAAUACUCUAUCAACAUUUUAAAGCUUUACAACAAUAUACACAAACUUAUCUUUCCAAGAAAUCUUUUGAAGAUUUAAAAGAAUUUGUCUCAAAAGUUGAUCAGAACGCGAAUGUUAACGAAUUAAAAGAGAAAGUGAAUAAUUUAAUCGACACAUUUUUCAAAAUUAUUGAAUCACUCGAAUUCAUUGAACAAUACGACAACGUAGAAGAUGGAAGCAGUUUUUUUGAAACAAAAAAAGUCUUACAGCGAUUGCAAGUAUUAAAUAAUAAGCAGUCUCAUAGGAUUUGUAUCAUUGGAUUAGAAAAAUGUGGCAAAUCAACAUAUAUUAAUGCGCUUAUUGGUUUCGAACUUUUGCCAACAGCUAGUGAACGUUGUACUCAAAUUCGUACGGUACUUAAGCCAUUGUUGCAAGAAAAUAGGUCAUUAUUUGCAACUGUGGAAUAUUAUAGUGAUAGUGAUUUUGAAGGUUUAAUAGCAAAAAUGGUGAAAAGAAUCGAUGAACAAGAUCAACAGUACCAAUCACGCAAAGCCAAGAUAAGAAAAACACGUCAACAAUUGAUCUCAAAAUUUCCAGAAAGAGAAGAAAACUUAAAAUUGUCUGGUAAUUAUGGCAAUGCAGAUGAUGAACGUAAAUCGAUUAUCAAAAAAUUGCAUGAGUACAUCAUUGAUGAACUAUAUGUCAAUAUUAUCAAAGAAAUUUCAAUUUACACAGAUAAAUUACCAGGUAUGUAG
Messenger RNA from Adineta steineri, 1179 nucleotides. NCBI's taxonomy places the organism in Eukaryota, Metazoa, Rotifera, Eurotatoria, Adinetida, Adinetidae. The record is from the annotation of a GenBank genome assembly.